Papaver somniferum (opium poppy) is the source of this 744-nucleotide messenger RNA. RefSeq lists its product as uncharacterized. Gene Ontology annotation, molecular function: nucleic acid binding; zinc ion binding. The coding region runs from base 1 to 744 and encodes 247 amino acids. The transcript is spliced from 2 exons. The record is from RefSeq and is a predicted model, not a curated record. Lineage: Eukaryota; Viridiplantae; Streptophyta; Magnoliopsida; Ranunculales; Papaveraceae.
AUGACUACAAACUUGAGUUCAAUCAAGGUUCCAGUUUUUAAAGGAAAGAACUUUGAGCAUUGGAGAAUACAGAUGAAGAAUAUAUUCUCAUAUCAAGAUGUAUGGGAUAUCGUUAGUACUGGAUAUGCUGAACCAGCAGCAGGAGUUGAACUUACUGCAGCUGAACAAACAACUUUAACAGAAAAUAGAAAAAAGAAUUCGAAAGCUACCUAUAUUCUGCAUCAAGGAAUUCAUGAAUCUAUCAUGGAUAAAGUUGUGUACAUCAAAGAGGUUAAGAAAGCUUGGGACUCUUUAACAAACUACUACAAACAUUUCUUCUCAAAAACAUUGAGUCUUGUUAAUAAGAUGAAAGACAAUGGAGAUAUUAUUGAAGACACUGCCAUCAUAGAGAAAAUACUGCGUAGCUUACCAGAAAAGUUUGAAUCUAAAGUAACAACAAUUGAAGAGUGUAAUACAAUAUCUGAUUUGAGUAUUGAUGAUGUGUUGGGUUCUUUGCAAGCAUAUGAGCAAAGAAUAUUGGAGAAGUCAGUUGUGAAACCAGUUGAGGAAGCCUUACAAAGUCAGAUAAACUGGAACAAUGAAGCAAACUCAAGAAGAUAUCAAGGAAGAAAAUUUGUUGAUAGGUUUAAAGUCCGCUGCUUUAAUUGCCAACAAAUUGGUCACUUCAAAGUGAAUGUCCUGAACCACAGAAAGAUAGUUCCUAUAAAAACAAUAAUAGUGGAGCUUACAACAACAAAGCUGUAG